This is a messenger RNA of Diutina rugosa, 657 nucleotides long. RefSeq lists its product as uncharacterized. Lineage: Eukaryota; Fungi; Ascomycota; Pichiomycetes; Serinales; Debaryomycetaceae. The coding region runs from base 1 to 657 and encodes 218 amino acids. The transcript has a single exon. The record is from RefSeq and is a predicted model, not a curated record.
AUGGUGAAACGGGCAAAGGCGGCGCCGUCGCAAUUAUUGGUGGAAACUGAUGAGCUACCGCCAGCGGGGUUUGUCGUAUCUAGUGACAAAGUCAUUGCUUACUUACAAACGAAAACGUCAUCACAAACAGGGUCUACACAAUUGGAACUAAUCAUGACUCGCUCCGAAAUUGCCGUCCUUGCAGAACACGGAAUUGAUAAGUUGACGACUAUAUUUGCUGACGUGAACGAUGUGCGUAUUGUUCAACCAUCUGCGGGUGCUUACGAAGGCACAGUGCUGAUUUAUGGGAGUCACACCGGUACCAGUAAGCUCGCGACAUAUAUCGCCUACCUCCUCGCUGUGGCCAAUAAUAUUCAUAAACAAGCGUUGACCUUAAAGCUGACUACCUACAGACUAUUAGUGGUGGCUAAAGAAGUGCCUGAGGGGCUGCCGGGACUCACUAUCGACGCCGAUACGAUUUUCGACACUCAGACACCAACCACGAUAAUCGAUGUCCAGGGAGACUUUUCCAGUCUCUUCACUUUCCUCUGUGCUAUUCGACACGCUGAUUAUAAGCCUGAGGCUGUAUUUGGCGUGCACGUGGACUCGUUGCUUUAUCUGAGGAGUGCUGAUUUACAAGCAAAACUUGAAGCGCUGAAACAACACCAAAUCGCCUGA